ACAAAUCAGCUGAUCGAGAAUUUAUAAAUUGAUAUUAUCAAAUAAACUGAAGUCACAUUUUUUUUGUUUUAUUUUUUUUUUGCAAUAGGCUCUGUAAUGCCCGCAAAGUAAGUUUUAAUCCUUUUUGUGAGUUACCAAACUUGUUAUGGACUUCAUUUUUUUCUUUAAAAAUCCGAGCUUAUUUAUAUACGAACUAUGUACAUAUAUAUAUAUUUUUAUUACUAAAAGAUAAUAAAAAACGUCGACCUUCCUUAAAAUGGAACCUUAUUCAGUCUUAAACUUGCGCUUCAUUAAAACAAAAGCCAGAUGAUAGAACUUAAUAGCAUAGUCCCAAAAUGAUAAGCCCACUUUGCUAGCAUAGUGUAAAAAAAACCGGUGCUAGCUCUCCGUUAGAGUUAUCAAAUUCUUUAUAGCUUAGUUACAAUCGAACUUUAGAAGGCACUCGUUGUUUCUAUUCCAUUCAGUGAGAUAAGCGUCAGUAAUGCGAGCCCAGAACGGCAAACUUUGGUCAACUUUGCACGAAGGCAAGUAUGAAGUCUGCAGUCUGGCUAGGGCGGAUUUGGAGGAAGCGCUUAAUGUGUUGGACGACUCGUUCUUUAUCAAUGAAUCAGUUUGCAUCGCCUGUGAAAUAAACUUGCCUCAAAAUGCGCAGGCGCGUCAAGAGUUGCGGGAGCUAUGCCGUAUCACCGCACAGGAUGGAGUUUCCUUAAUUAUGAGACACGUGGAGAGUUGUCGGAUUGUUGCCGUUUCCUUUAACAAGUUGCAGUUCGCUCCUCCGCCUGGCGAGGAUAAUUUCUUUGUUAAGUUCUACAAUGAGCAAGUGAAAAGUCCUCAGGCUAAGUGUCUGAUGGAUUAUAUGAUUACGAUGGACUCAAAGGUCGACGUGUGCGCCGUGUACAGCCUGGAUUGCGUAUGUGAGCUUAUGUUUUUGGCCACUCUGCCGGACUUUCGGCGCCUGGGACUUGGUCGCGCUCUUGUUGAAUCCACCGUUCAACUCACUCGUGAACUUGGCCAGGGUCGUGGCUUACAGGAUGUGGCAAAGGAAUUGCAGGAUAAACGUCCUGCGGCGGUCACUGCACUCUGGACCUCCGUAUACACCCAAAAAAUUGGCAAUGCUGUGGGUUUUACAGUGCUGAACACAGUACCUUUCAAUGAGUUUGAAUUAAAUGGCAAACGCUUUGAUGAGCGUAUUGGACCAGAGCAUGAAUUUAGUCAACAAGUUAUGUACAAAUUUUAAGAACAACAAAUUGUCUCAAAAAUAUAAAGAAAAGAACGGUUGCAGCAAAAAAUUUCGAUGUGCGUCGGCCGGGAAUCGAACCCGGGUCAACUGCUUGGAAGGCAACUAUGCUAACCAUUACACCACCGACGCCACGGAUAAAGAUAUUCACUUUUGAGUACUUAAGCGACGUACGUUUAACAGGGAUGGUUUACAUUUUGCAUAUUAUUUUAUUUUUAAAACUUAUUCCAUGUUAAAUAGCACAAUGAGUUAACAGUAUUUGCUCUUUCGCUAAUUUUAUG
This is a messenger RNA of Drosophila novamexicana, 1518 nucleotides long. RefSeq lists its product as uncharacterized. Gene Ontology annotation, molecular function: N-acetyltransferase activity. Bases 482 to 1237 code for a protein of 251 amino acids. The transcript has 4 exons. The record is from RefSeq and is a predicted model, not a curated record. Lineage: Eukaryota; Metazoa; Arthropoda; Insecta; Diptera; Drosophilidae.